AUGUCCAAUGAUGAUUUCGUUGUCCUUAUAGAACCGAACCGAAUCAAACGUCUCGCCCUUGGAGGUGGAUGUUAUCCCGUCCCGGACCCCCCAAAGGAUACCAUGAAUGAAACAGAUGCCACUUUGCAGAUAAAAUAUCAAGCUCACUUUGACCACGCUGCCAACACAAAGACUUUGUAUUCAUGUGCCGAUAUUAGAUAUAUUUCUUCCAGGAGUUUUCACCCUCGAGUCCCCUGCUUUAGCAACACAUCGGGCGACCUUAUACUCCCCAGCUCUACCGCAAGUGAAGUGCCUAGCACUCAACCAACAAUAAAGGCUGAUCUAGCUGGAAGUUUAAGAAUAGGGCUUCGACGAGGUGCAGUUGCGGGGAUUGCUACUGGGGUUCUUGUGGGUGUGAUCUUGAUUGUCCUUUCAUAUGUUGGGUAUAGGAGGUAUCAGCAGUGGAGCGGAGGCCGAAACUACCAACUGAAAGUAAGAAAUGUAAAAUGGGACGGCUCUGGAAAUAUAGAUCCAGGUAGAGCAGCCUGA
This is a messenger RNA of Trichophyton rubrum CBS 118892, 528 nucleotides long. RefSeq lists its product as uncharacterized. NCBI's taxonomy places the organism in Eukaryota, Fungi, Ascomycota, Eurotiomycetes, Onygenales, Arthrodermataceae. The record is from RefSeq and is a predicted model, not a curated record. Bases 1 to 528 code for a protein of 175 amino acids. The transcript has a single exon.